Molecule: messenger RNA, 1233 nt
Organism: Penicillium nucicola
Lineage: Eukaryota; Fungi; Ascomycota; Eurotiomycetes; Eurotiales; Aspergillaceae
Gene: alg3
Product: dolichyl-P-Man:Man(5)GlcNAc(2)-PP-dolichol alpha-1,3-mannosyltransferase
Exons: 4
Coding region: 1-1233 (410 amino acids)
Cellular component (GO): endoplasmic reticulum
Molecular function (GO): dol-P-Man:Man(5)GlcNAc(2)-PP-Dol alpha-1,3-mannosyltransferase activity
Source: RefSeq, a predicted model, not a curated record
AUGGCGUUAACAGCCAAAAACUUCGCCUACGACGUGCUCACCAACCCAAGACAUACAAGAUGGAUAGCACCACUCCUAGUUCUCGGCGACGCAUUCCUCUGCGCCCUCAUCAUCUGGAAGAUCGCAUAUACUGAGAUCGAUUGGACCACAUAUAUGCAACAGAUCUCACUAUACAUCUCCGGCGAACGCGAUUACACCUUAAUCAAAGGCUCGACAGGCCCGCUCGUCUACCCCGCCGCCCACGUAUACAUCUACACCCUCCUCUUCCACCUCACAGAUGGAGGUCGCGAUAUUCUGCUCGGCCAAGCGCUGUUUGCUGUGCUGUAUUUGGCGACCUUGAUUGUCGUCGUUGCUUGCUACAGGCAGACCGGAGCACCCCCAUAUCUCUUCCCGCUGCUUGCGCUGUCAAAACGGCUUCAUAGUAUCUUCGUCUUGCGCAUGUUCAAUGAUGGGGCUGCUACGUUUGCUAUGUGGGUUGCUAUUUACCCUUGGACGGCUGGGAUUGCGGUGUGGUCUUUCGGCGUGGCCAUCAAAAUGACACUUGUAUUGUUUGUGCCGGCCAUCGCGAUUCUUACUCUUCUCAGCUUGGGGCUGGCGCGCAGUAUUUCGCUCGGAGUUAUGGCGGUGCUGAUUCAGGGCCUCCUCGCCGUCCCCUUCCUACAAACCAACGCUACAAGCUACCUCUCUCGGGCAUUUGAGCUCUCCCGGCAGUUCUUGUUCAAAUGGACAGUCAAUUGGCGCUUCAUAGGCGAAGAAACCUUCCUCUCAAGGGAAUUCUCAUUGGGUCUGAUCGUACUGCAUAUAUCCUUGCUGGCUAUCUUCGUCGGAACAUGGCUGAAACCAUCUGGCGUGAAUAUGUUCCGUUUCCUUAGGGAUACUCUCCGAGGACGCCAACAGACAGUUGCCCUGUCCAAACCAUUCAUUAUGACCGUGAUGUUGAGCUCACUGGCCAUCGGUUUGGUUUGCGCCAGGUCCUUGCAUUAUCAAUUCUUUGCGUAUCUCGCUUGGGCCACUCCGUUCCUUCUCUGGCGCGCAGGUCUGCAUCCCAUUUUGAUAUAUAUCGUGUGGGCACUGCAAGAAUGGGCGUGGAACGUUUUCCCCAGCACCAACGCAAGCUCGGCUGUGGUGGUCUUGUCGCUUGCAAUUCAGGUCUUGGGCGUAUAUUUCAAUGGGUCAGGCGAGGCAGAAGUAAAGAGUGACAAGCGUGGCCGCAGUAAGGCACAAGUCCAAUGA